Sclerotinia sclerotiorum 1980 UF-70 is the source of this 1212-nucleotide messenger RNA. RefSeq lists its product with no specific name. The transcript is spliced from 3 exons. The record is from RefSeq and is a predicted model, not a curated record. Lineage: Eukaryota; Fungi; Ascomycota; Leotiomycetes; Helotiales; Sclerotiniaceae. The coding region runs from base 1 to 1212 and encodes 403 amino acids.
AUGCGUCUCACUUUGAGAGAAGCGACAGCUUUAUUGCUAAUUGCUCUGCCCAACUUGAUAUUAGCACUCCCUGUCAACACCGGCGCGGACCUCGGACAACUAAUCCCUCUACCAUCAACCUCGGGAGUUGAUAAACGAGCUACAGGAGAAUUAGAAACACUAGUUCCAAUCUCACAGGAGAAGAGAGAUCUCGAGAAAUUAAUUCCUUUCCCGCCGUCAAAUUCGAAGAGAGAUUUGGAGCGGUUGGUUCCUUUUACUUCGGGGUCUUUGGAUCGGGCUUCAAAACAACAACAACAACAACAACAACAACAACAACAACAACAACACAACAACACACAACACACAACACGACACACACACAACACACACACACACAGAGACAGAUAUGUCCAUACCAAAACCGUCAUCGAAACCGUCAUUGAAACUGUCACUGGAGGCAUAGCUAUUCCCGGUUAUCCAGCAACAGCACAUAGUCAAACAAAUAGUGUACACUCCUCCACCCUCACACACCUUUCAUCUACCGUUUCCGCCGUCGCCACAGCACGUGUUUCCUCGCUUGUCGAUACUACUUGUACCGAUAGUACCAUUUCUACUGGAAUCAGGAGUACAAGUACUAGUAUUUCAUCAUCCGUUGCACAUCUAUCUUCGAGUGCCAAAACUGGAGUUUCGACUUCGAAUGAUGGAUCUCGUACAACGAAAGAAAGUAGUAAAACAAGCCCUACCAUUACGUCUUCGAAAUCUUCCGCUUCAGUGUCAGGUACUGGUGAUGUUACAACAAUUAUCCAUUCAAGCACUGCUAAGAUAUACACCACGGUCGAUGCUAGUAGCGAAAGUGAAAGCAAAAGCGGGAGCGGAAGUGGAAGUGGGACGGUAAAAACCUCAAGUUCCUCAAGUACGACGAGUAUCAAGACUGCGAAAUCUACAGCUACAGAUACUAAAAGUAGUGGUGGUGUGAAGAAUAUAUCUACUCCCACUUCUACCGCUACUCCUACUACUGCUACUCCUUCUUCUAAGAUUAGUACACAUAGUUCCGCCACAAGCAGCAAGGUAGAAAGUAAAAGUACUCUUACGAGUUCGGUUAAGAAAACAAGUACGCUUGCUACUUCUACUACUUCUAGGAAAGUGGCGAGUACGACGACGGCUGCGAAACCGGCUAUGACGAGUAAGAUUGUUUAUUCGGGCGUGCAAAAGGUUUUUCCUUUUUCUGUUUAG